CCCAAGAAACUCACAAUGCAGGUAUUCGCACUGACCUGCGCUCUUCUGUUAUCGUUGCCCCUGCUGGCAGUGGGGCGCCUCUGUCCGCGGGAAGUCAGAGUGCCGUACGUCAAGUGGGGCAACCAGCACGUGUCCCGAACCACGCCGUGUGACUACGUUUGCUGGGGCAAGUGGCACAAGAUCUACAUCGAGUCGGGCUACAGUACGAACACCUGCGAGCUGGCUUACAGGACGGAAACGAAGCAGGAGUGCUGCGAAGGGUUCGAAAAGGACUCGCGGGGCGAGUGUCGACCGGUUUGUGAGGGAGGAUGCGUUGGCGGUCGGUGUGUUGCGCCGAAUCGGUGCGGGUGUGAGGAGGGAUUCCGGUUACGCGGGAAUCGCUGUGUUCCCGUGUGCGAUCCGGAUUGUAUUUUUGGAGAUUGUACAGGUGUUGGAGUGUGUUCCUGUCUGCCGGGGUAUAGGAACAGGACGGCCACGGAGUGUGAACCCGUGUGUGAUCCGCCGUGCGAACAAGGCAAGUGCAUUGCUCCUAAUACCUGCGAGUGUAGGCACGGAUUUGAGCUAGCCGGGAAUUCAAAGCAUGUUUGCAAACCACGAUGCGAUCCAAAGAUCGCGAAAUGUGGAAACGGAACUUGCGUUGAGCCAAAUCGUUGUGAUUGCGAGAAGGGAUACGAGUUCAGGGGUCACGCAUGCGUCCCAAUUUGUGAUCCAACGUGUAUCAACGCUGAAUGUUCGCAACCAAAUGCCUGCACUUGCAAGCAAGGAUUCAACAAAAGUUCGGAACCAAAUGUGUGUAAACCCAUCUGCAACGAAGAAUGCUCCAACGGAACUUGCGUUGCUCCAAACACCUGUCUCUGUCUGCAUGGAUAUCAACCGUCUGAAGCAGCCCCGAACUCGUGCGAACCAAGCUGUGAUCCCAAGUUCUUUGAUACCACCAAUGGGCAGUGUAUUGCACCGAAUGUCCUGCGGUGUAACGAAGGAUACCAACUGACGUAUUCCGUGGAGUCUGGCCUGAUACGCUGCCAGUCCCAAUGUAGUCCCGAAUGUGUCAAUGCUCAAUGUCUUCCGGACGGCUCUUGUCGGUGUUUGGCCGGAUUCUUCCCCUCCCAGGAAGCUGUCAAUGUGUGUGAACCGAUGAAAUCUUUUAGAAGUACUAGUGAUUCUCGAGUAGCGCGUGGUAUCAUACCAACUGAAAUAAAUAGAACUGGCACAUCUCGGUUCAGCACACUUCUGAAGAAAGAGUUAACCUUCGCGAUGAAACUCUACACUCUGACUUGCGCUCUUCUGCUUUUGAUACCCACGGUGCUGGGUCGUAUCUGUCUGAAGGAUGUCAGUGUUCAGUACCUGAAAAGGGGCACAACUCGCGUAUCCAGAACGGCCAAUUGCUACUACCAUUGCAUUUUCGCUAGCCACACGAGAAUCGUGGACUCUAGCUACACGGCCCAAACGUGCGAGCUAGCGUCCAAGACGGAGCUGCGGUCGGAAUGCUGCGAUGGAUACGCGAAGAACUCCCGCGGGGAGUGUCUACCCGUUUGCGAGGGAGGUUGCAUCAACGGAACGUGCAACGCGCCGAAUCAGUGCGGUUGCGCUGAAGGAUACCAACUGAGGGGGAAUCGGUGCCUUCCGGUGUGCGACGUGGAGUGUGUUUUGGGAGUUUGUACCAAGCCUGGGCAGUGUACGUGCCUUCCUGGGUACACGAAACAAACGGACACGGAGUGCGUGCCGGUUUGUGAGACUCCGUGUGAGAACGGCAGGUGCAUUGCACCGAAUACCUGCGAGUGUGAUCACGGAUUUGAGAAGUAUUGGUUUUCGGAUUAUCAGUGCUUUCCAAAGUGUGAUCCGACGAUUGCGGACUGUAGCUAUGGAACGUGCGUUGCGCCAAAUCGUUGCCGUUGUGCGGUCGGAUUCGUUUUCAGAGGUCAUCGCUGUGUUCCGCAGUGUGAUACGACCUGCGUCAACGGAGAUUGUACCAGUCCGAACAGGUGUACGUGCAAGGAAGGAUUCUCAACCAGUUCUGGGGAUUCGAAUGUUUGCGUUCCGAUUUGUGCGAGUGGAUGUCAACAUGGGACCUGUGUAGGUCCAAACACGUGCCAGUGUUCUGGUGGAUACAACGCAACCUCAACGGAUCCGAACUUGUGCGAACCGAGCUGUGAUCCCACGCACGUCGAUAUCAGCAAUGGACAGUGUAUUGCUCCGAAUGUUCUGCGAUGCAGUGAAGGAUACGUGCUGGAACGCUCGUCUGGCUUGAUGAGGUGCAGAUCUAGCGUCGAAGGUGGACAGGAGAUACCAACGGGAUUGCUUACGUCAACACAAGCAGGUUCACAGGCAGGAACACAUCCCUUCUUCGGAUCCGCAGCGUACCCUUCCCGACAGGAGCACUCCCCUGGCGCUACGCACGUUCCGUGGCCACACUCGGGAUCACAAACCGGAACACAGACUCCCAGCUGCUUGCGGAAGCCUGCGUUGCACGUGCAGCUGUUCGGUGCGACGCACGUGCCAUUCUGGCACCCGUGGCAGACAGCGCCUAACACACCAGUUGUUGUUUCGUGCUCCGUGAAAGUAGAGCGAUUCGCGAUGAAAUGUUUGGUGAAAAUUUGCACGUUGCUUCUGGUGAUACCUCUGGUGUGGGGACAGAUCUGCUGGAAGAAUGUAAGCGUACCAUACGUCAAGUGGGGUCAUAUCUACGUGUCAAGGUACACCCCGUGUGACUACAAAUGCUGGUUCAAGUGGCAUCAGACGAUGGUUGAGUCCGGCUACAACAGCAACACGUGCGAACUGGCGUUCAACACGGAAUCGGUGCCAGAGUGCUGCGAAGGAUACGCCAAGGACUCGCGCGGGGAGUGUAAGCCCGUCUGUGACGGGGGGUGCAUCGAUGGAUCGUGUAACGGACCGAACCGGUGCGAUUGCAAUCAGGGCUUCCAACUGCAGGGGAAUCGCUGCGUGCCGGUGUGCGAGUCGGACUGUAUCUUUGGGGUUUGCUCCGGACAGGGCGAAUGCACUUGUCAUCCGGGGUACAUGAAGAAAACGGACACGGAGUGCGUGCCUGUUUGUGAGGUUCCUUGUGAAAAUGGGAGGUGUAUUGCUCCGAAUACCUGCGAAUGUAAACGUGGAUUUGAGCAAUCUCCUGAAUCGGAUUAUCUUUGUCUUCCGUCGUGUGAUCCGGAGAUUGCGGAUUGUGGUAACGGAACAUGCGUUGAGCCAAAUCGUUGCCUUUGUGAGGAGGGAUUCCUUUUCAGGGGAAAUCGAUGUAUUCCACAGUGUGAUCCGACCUGCGUCAACGGAGAUUGUACCAAUCCGAAUACCUGCACGUGUAGGGAUGGAUUCUUGCGAAGUCUAGUAGAAUCAAAUGUUUGUGAUCCAAUUUGCGAAAGCGGUUGUCAGAAUGGAGUCUGCGUUGCUCCAAAUAACUGCCAGUGUACUCUGGGUUAUAACGCCACCUCAACUGAUCCGAUCUCCUGUGAACCCAGCUGUGACCCCACGUUCAUGGACAUCAGCGAUGGUAUUUGUGUUGCUCCAAACGUCCUACGAUGCAACGAAGGAUUCAUUCUGGAACAUUCGUCGCAAGUCAACUUGAUUAAAUGCAGAUCUACGAAUGUUACUCCAACGAAUCUGCUGUCGGUGUUUUGAAGAAAUCAUGCUGAUACGAAUAAAUUUCAAACCUUCAA
Messenger RNA from Culex pipiens pallens (northern house mosquito), 3665 nucleotides. Its product is annotated as zonadhesin-like. NCBI's taxonomy places the organism in Eukaryota, Metazoa, Arthropoda, Insecta, Diptera, Culicidae. The record is from RefSeq and is a predicted model, not a curated record. The coding region runs from base 16 to 3627 and encodes 1203 amino acids. The transcript is spliced from 7 exons.